AUGGAUGUCGUCGCGCUGGAAGACACAUUGGAUUUAAGUGACAACAUUAGAGAUGCUGUACAAUAUCUGACCAAUAGCUGUAGUUUGAACAGUCUGAUCGUACAUACUUUGUUUCCGUCUAAUAGGAUAAUGGAUAGCCGGCCGCUCGGUUCGGGAUCGUCGUCGUCAUGUUCGUCGUCUAUUGAAAAUGACUGGAAAUCUUCCCUGCUUGUUGCGGCUGGGUCAGGUGUUAAGGACAAUGGCAGUCCCCCAUCAAGCAGCAGAGGGAUGCUAAGGGCGGUUGUUGGUGACGGAGAUAGUAGGGCUAAGCAUUGUUCCAAUAAUGUUUCGAAUGUUACUACAGUACUUCAGAUCCUGCGAGAGAAUGUCUCCGGCUUCAUGCAAAAAGUUAUAGAUCGAUGUAAAAAAGCCAACGACCCCCAAGCCAACGAGCUGCUAAUUGCCUGGAUAGGAAGGUCUACCUGGAGAGUUAACGACGACCCUAUUCUUGCGGGGCAAACAUUCCCAGCCAUAUGCAAUACUCAUAAAGACGCAGAAAUGCUCUCGGCCAAAAUGCUCGUGGCCCAUUGCCGCAAAACAGGCAUGAGCGAAGUCGCGGGCAAAAUACUGGAGUGGCUGCGAACCACCGGUAGCCAAGAUCGAAGCGAUGAGGAGCCAGUAAUCACCGUCCUAGACCCUCAGCGAAUGGCCGUCUGCCUGGUUGUAGAACUAAUAAAUGCGCUUGGCUGGGACCCGAAAUACAAAAAACUAAUUCACCUGACCGACAAGGAACUCGUCAAACCAAUUCUCUCGAUACUAAAUGAAAACGACGCGGCCGCCGCACACGUGUGUGCGCAAUUAAAUUUGCUUCCUAGAUUUACUGCAAAACUCAUACUAAAGCAAAAAUCGGCCCGAAAAGAUGACGCUCCGACGGUGCUUAUCGAUGAAGGCAUCGAUACUGUGUUGGACCUCAUUAUACCUGCGUCAGCGUCCCUUACGACUUUGUGUACCUCCAUCUUGAAUACGUGCUCCAGCCAAUGGUGGGAAUCGCAUGAUAACCUCUUGACGCUGGCGGAUUUGGUGAGUACCAGACGUCCUACAGUUCCAUUUGUACCGUUGUUGAAAGCCGUACUCCUGGAGGAUUUUGACCAAUUGGAUAUCGCAAUUGAGGAGGCGUUCUUCCUCUACGCCUUGUCGGAAGUGAUGGGAGUGAGUUUUGAGCCGAGGAGGCGGGCCGCCAUGACGCCAAUCGAGAUGGCCAGUGAAAUGACUGGUGUUACGAGCGCUGCGUGGUCACGCCAGCUUCUGAAUUGGGUUUGGUCGAAAGGCAUACAGACAUUGGGCAUAUGUACGCCGACUACAGCCCGAUUGAAGUGUCUGGUGGUGCAGACGGCGACUGCGAUGCAGGAGGUUUCUUUGUUGGCAGCUGCCGUGAACUCGAGUUCUUUACCUCCUCGAGUUUUGUGGAAAGCUUUGCUGCAGGCUGCUCGCAACUCCUUCGAUAGUGCGCCGCCCAGUCUGGGCCGAUACGUCUCGCCAGAGCUGUUGACCGAAGGCGGUGCACGCGUAGCUCACGCCAUGACCGUGUUCGACUUUUGGUGGAACGGGUUGUUCCAAGAGCCCGGCCGCUGGAGCUUACUUGCACGGAACCGAAUGUUGCUGGCAGAGUACGGCGUUCUCCACAUCAACUCAUGCACCCAGUCGACGGUGCGCCCCUGGGACGACAGUGUCAUACGGCUAUUGGAUGACGCCCUGCUGCCUGGGACCCUCUUCCCAGCCGCCGCGCCCGAAACGACGGAAAAGACGGCUGUGCCGGGAAGUGAUGCGUUCGCCCCUAGUUGUGCUGACUUCCGGUUCGGCGUGCUCUUCUUUUGCGUGACGCAGAGGCCCGCCCUGGCUCUGCAGUUGGUGGGGGCCGCACCGUGUCCAGCGCCGCGGUUGCUGUACACGCUUUGGAAUGAGCACGAGGGUGGCGCGCUGCACUGGGGCGACGCAUGGGGCGGUUUCUUGGACGUGUUGUUGACCACGUAUUGCAACACGAGCGAGGUUAGUUUGCAUAUCAUUUCGGUGUGUUCGUUGCUCUCCAUGUUGCCGAGCUGGCAUGCGCUGCUGUUACUGUCGUCUGCGCUGGUGACUCAGAUGGUAGACGUGAAGCAGCUCCCGCUGUCUUGGGACCUGCCGGUCGUGCGCCCCAGUCCGGCUUACGUCUGCGUGGCCGGCACGUGCGGCCGUGACAUGCCGCACGUCCUGGCGCCGCUGCUGCGCGAGUUCUUGGAACCCGGCAAACUGCUCUCGGUGCAUGCGGCCAAGGAAAUAAUGAAGGUCAUGGCCGGCCGACCAGAGACGGUGGCACCACGAUUGACACUGGAGGCCUCGCUCAAGUCGGUUUACGAGUCGGGCAAGAAGCUGCACCUCUUGGGCAAGGCGCUCUGGGAGUCGGUGCGGCUGCUCGUGCUUGACCAGUCGCAGGUCUCUCGAGAACUCGAGGAGCAGUGCCGUCAAGAGCUUAGCAAAUGCCUGGAGAAGACCGCCGGGACCACCACGCAUCACGUCUCCCUCUCCAGCACCAUCUGCGACAUCUGCGGAGACCUCCUCACUCACCACGAACCGGUGGCCAACCUCCUACCACUCGAGACGGCGGCGCUCAAAGGCAAAGUCUGCGCCCUUGACUGCCGCCACAGGUACCACGCACUAUGCCUCCGCUCGCUCGCCAUAUGUCUCGCUAACCAAGACG
Messenger RNA from Gregarina niphandrodes, 2713 nucleotides. RefSeq lists its product as hypothetical. The record is from RefSeq and is a predicted model, not a curated record. NCBI's taxonomy places the organism in Eukaryota, Apicomplexa, Conoidasida, Eugregarinorida, Gregarinidae. The transcript has a single exon. The annotation marks the transcript as partial.